Messenger RNA from Daucus carota subsp. sativus, 2663 nucleotides. RefSeq names its product probable GTP diphosphokinase RSH2, chloroplastic. Bases 342 to 2384 code for a protein of 680 amino acids. Gene Ontology annotation, cellular component: chloroplast. The record is from RefSeq and is a predicted model, not a curated record. Lineage: Eukaryota; Viridiplantae; Streptophyta; Magnoliopsida; Apiales; Apiaceae. The transcript is spliced from 6 exons. Gene Ontology annotation, biological process: guanosine tetraphosphate metabolic process.
ACGACUAAUGCUUUAACUUCCUUUACAAUAUCCGUUAUUUCAACCUCACAGCCUGGACAUUUCCGUAAUUAAACUCUUGUUUUGUAUAACCAACUCGCUAAAUAUCUAUGCUUCGCCAUUAAAUUCAACUACUUGCAAGCUCAGGUAUCCCGAUUACACCUUGGAAAGUACUAGUAUCUGUAAACUUUCUAUAUAUAGAUUCCCAGCUUUCCUAUUCUUCGUUUCUUUUCAUUCUUUCAAUUCAAAUCCACCUCCAAAAUUCUUUUCUUUCAAAGUUUUUUAGAUUAACAUUUCUUCAACUCAUUAAUUUUAUAAUUGGGGGUUUAGGGUUCCAGAUUUCAAUGGCAGUUCCGACGACCGCGCUAUACGCAAAUCCACCAAAUACGACGACGUUUCCGUGUUCAAUUUCAUCGAAUUCCUCGUAUGAUUUCGAUUCAAUCGGCCGAUCGUCGUCUCCGAUGAUCGGCGGCCUCUCGUAUCUGUUUUCUUCGCCCUCAGGGAGAAACGCUGCCUCUACAUGCGUAACUGAUGAUUUACGACACGAGAAGAUCGAUGACUUGACUAGCUCGUAUUGUUACUCGCCUUAUUUGAAUUCCUUUGCGAAGCGAGAUUGUAGUCCUGUCUCGGUUUUUCAGGGACCGGUUUCGUGUAGUUCGAGUCCGUUGAAGUUUGGGAAGGAGAGUGGGGAGUUUAGUGGUUGCGGUAAGGUUAGGAGGAGUAAUGGAUUGUUUAUUGGUCGUGCUGUUAGUGUCGAUUAUCGACAUUUAGGUGAACUCGAUGAAUUGACUUUUAAUAUGGAGGAGGAUAAUUGUGCUGCCAAGGAUUUGUUGGUGAAUGCGCAGUCGAGGCAUAGUAUGUUUUAUGAUGAUCUUGUAGUAAAGGCUUUUCACGAGGCCGAGAAAGCUCAUAGAGGACAGAUCCGAGCAAGUGGGGAUCCUUAUUUGCAACAUUGUGUGGAGACUGCAAUCUUGCUGGCGGUAAUAGGUGCCAAUUCUACCGUAGUUGCGGCUGGUCUUCUCCAUGACACACUUGAUGAUUCUUUUAUGACCUUCGAUUAUAUUUACGGGACGUUUGGAGCUGAGGUUGCUGAUCUAGUAGAAGGGGUUUCUAAGUUAAGUCAAUUGAGCAAGCUUGCCCGAGAAAGCAACACAGCAAGUAAGACUGUUGAGGCUGAUCGUCUGCACACGAUGUUCCUUGCUAUGGCUGAUGCUAGGGCUGUCCUCAUAAAAUUGGCAGAUAGAUUGCAUAAUAUGAUGACCCUAGAUGUUUUACCCUUGAAGAAGCAAAAGAGGUUUGCCAAGGAAACUUUGGAGAUAUUUGCUCCACUUGCCAACCGUUUGGGAAUCUAUAGUUGGAAAGAGCAGCUAGAAAAUCUCUGUUUUAAACAUCUUAAUCCUGAACAGCACAAAGAGUUGUCCUCAAAACUUGUGAAAUCCUUUGAUGAGACAAAGAUCACUUUAUCCCUUGAAAGACUGGAGACUGCUCUCAAGAAUGGAGCCAUUCCGUAUCAUGUUCUAUCAGGGCGGCACAAAAGCUUGUACAGCAUCCAUCGCAAGAUGAUAAAAAAGAGGUUGAGCAUGGAUGAAGUUCAUGACAUUCAUGGGCUGCGAUUGAUUGUUGAAAAUGAGGAUGACUGCUAUCUGGCGCUGGGAAUUGUUCAUCAAUUAUGGUCUCAAGUACCUGGAAAGUUUAAAGACUAUAUAAUCUAUCCGAAGUGUAAUGGAUAUCAGUCUUUGCACACAGUAGUAGUAGGGGAAGACAUUGUCCCUUUGGAAGUUCAGAUUAGAACGAAAAAGAUGCACCUACAGGCGGAAUUUGGAAUUGCAGCUCAUUGGAGAUACAAGGAAGGUGAUUGCAGAUACUCUUCAUUUGUACAUCAAAUGGUUGAGUGGGCUCGCUGGGUUGUUACUUGGCAAUGUGAAACCAUGGUGAAAGACCAAUCAACCAUGGGUUAUCGUCAAUCAGUAAAGCCACCCUGCACUUUCCCUUCACAUUCCAAGGAUUGUCCACAUAGCUUAAAGCCUUAUUGUGGGGCAGAUGGACCGGUUUUUAUCAUAUUGAUCGGAAACGAUAAGAUGUCAGUUCAGGAGUUUCCGGCCAAUUCUACUGUCAAUGAUUUGCUUGAAAAAACUGGUCGAGGAUUUGCUAGGUGGUCUCCAUAUGGAAUCCCGAUGAAAGAAGAACUGCGCCCAAGGUUGAACCAUGAACCCAUAACUGACCCCAACUACCAGCUGAAAAUGGGGGAUGUGGUAGAACUAACCCCCACCAUCCCCGAUAAGUCAUUGCCGGUGUACAGAGAAGAGAUUCAGCGUAUGUAUGACCGCGGUCUAUCUGUGUCGAGCAUGGCGCCUGCCACCAAUAGUAUGGCCGGGUGGAAAAGAUAAUUCCUACGUGUAACCCUUUUACUAGUACAAAUUUCACUCAACCACCAAAUAUCUGCAUAUACACCACAAGUCAUUGUAAAGUAUGUCCUUUGUCCGGCCUGGGACUCGAAUUUUAUGGAGCUGACAAUUAUAAAUUCCUUUCCAUGGAUGUAAACCUCUUGUAUAUAAAAGUUGUACAAAGCUUGUGUAGAGUAGAGGGGACUUAAAUUUGUCAUGGCAGGCUUCGAUUCAACAACUGAUUCUGCAUCAAUUUUCAAGUGAUACGUUGGAUUCAAGAUA